This is a messenger RNA of Crotalus tigris (Tiger rattlesnake), 3142 nucleotides long. Its product is annotated as heparan sulfate glucosamine 3-O-sulfotransferase 3A1-like. The coding region runs from base 130 to 1146 and encodes 338 amino acids. The record is from RefSeq and is a predicted model, not a curated record. The transcript has 2 exons. Lineage: Eukaryota; Metazoa; Chordata; Lepidosauria; Squamata; Viperidae. Gene Ontology annotation, molecular function: [heparan sulfate]-glucosamine 3-sulfotransferase activity.
CUCUCCUCGCCAUCCUUACGGCGGCGGGUCCGGCUCCAGAUCGGCCGUCCAUGGGGCUGUCCGCUCCCCGCCGAGCGCAAAGCGUCUGAGAGGAGGGGGCGAUGGCCCCGGCGCGGGGGGCCGCCUAGCAUGGCCCGGGGAGGGACGCCCCCCGUCUCUUCCUCUGGCCCCGAGCCCCUGCCCCGCCGCGCCUUGCGGAAGCUGCUGCUGGUUCUGGGCUCCGUGCUCAUGUCUCUCUACGCCAGCUAUUGCCUAGCCGGGGCAGCGCGCGUCCUCACCCGGGAUCCGGCCCCGAUUCCCGUGGCUCAAGGCGAAGAGGCGGCUGGCACGCCCCGGGAUCCCUUACUGCAAGCCCAGCCGGGGGGAGAAGGCAACAAGCGGCUGCCGCAAGCGGUGAUCAUCGGCGUGAAGAAGGGCGGCACCCGAGCGCUGCUCGAGUUUCUGCGGGUGCAUCCGGAUGUGAGGGCGGCCGGCGCCGAGCCGCACUUCUUCGAUCGGAACUACGGCCGGGGACUCGCCUGGUACCGGGAACUGAUGCCAAGAACACUCGAUGGCCAGAUCACCAUGGAGAAAACACCCAGCUACUUUGUCACUAAAGAAGCACCAGCUCGGAUCUCCUCUAUGUCAAAGGACACCAAGCUCAUUGUGGUGGUGAGGGACCCAGUCACCCGAGCCAUUUCUGACUACACACAAACCCUUUCCAAGAAGCCAGACAUCCCAUCUUUUGAGAGCCUGACCUUCAAAAACAGGACUACGGGUUUGAUCGAUACCUCCUGGAGUGCCAUCCAGAUUGGAAUUUAUGCCAAGCAUUUGGAAAAUUGGCUCUUGUACUUCCCACUUGGGCAAAUCCUUUUUGUCAGUGGGGAGAGACUGAUCAGUGAUCCAGCAGGUGAGUUGGGCCGUGUCCAGGACUUUCUGGGCCUCAAGAGGAUCAUCACAGACAAACAUUUCUACUUCAACAAAACCACGGGGUUCCCAUGCCUGAAAAAGGCGGAAGGCAGCAGCAAGCCCCACUGCCUGGGCAAGACGAAAGGACGGACCCACCCCAAUAUUGACCAGAAAGUAGUACAAAGGCUGCGAGAAUUCUAUCAGCCGUUCAACAUGAAGUUUUACCAGAUGACUGGCCAUGACUUUGGCUGGGAUUAAGGGUGGAAAAAUAGUAAUUUAAUCAUAUUAAAAGGAAAAAAUAUAUAUUUUUGUACAUAUCAAUAGAGAUGGAAAUCUAAUAUUUGUGCUAAAGUCUAGUGAUUCCAAUUAAUAUUUUUAUUUUAAUGCAAACAUAUAUUUACUUCUUUUGUUAUUCAAGAUUUAUGAUAUCCAGUUCCACAAAUCCAGAAGACUGCCACUUAAUUUAUGGAUAGAAUUGUUGACUAUGAGACCUCACAGAGACAGAGACUUUUAUUUUCAAUAUGUUAUUUUUGGAGUUUUUAUAAAAUAAUUUGGUACCUCAGUCUGUGGAUUCUAAUAUCAGUGUCCAGAUAGUUUUUGUUUUUUUAAAAAUAGCUUUAGUCAGUCAUGUUGGUAACCAAAUAAUCAGGACUGAAAGACAUUUUUUCCUAUUUGAUCUAUUCUACUUGGUCAAUUCAUAUGAUUUAGACAUCUGCAUUGCUAAAGUGGAUGACAAGAUAUUUUCAAUGAGUUUCAGGGUAAAAAAAGUCACUAAACAUUUCAAUUCUUUGUAAACAUUACAAAAUUAUUUAUGCAUUGGAUCCUCAUUUGACUUAAUAAGGACAUUAGAAGAGCAGCCUCUGACUCUCACGAAACCAGAUUUUAUUCAAAGCUGCAGGAACAGCAGAUAACAUUUUAGCUCUGCUGAAACAUUCUAAUUUCCUACUAUGUAAAGAUGCUUUUCUGUUUGUAUUACUAAAGCUAAUAUACACCCUUGAGAUCGGGUCAUUAGGCAGUUACUGAAGAGUGAUGUGAGGCCUUUUCCAAACAUGUGACCCCCCCAAAUCUAGAUGUUUUCUCAAAGAAGAUCCAAUAUCCAAACUAAUUAAGAUAAAAUAUCUUCAUUAUAGUUUGAAAUGCAUUUCAAAGCAUUAUUCGACUCACCCACCUGUUGUCUCCAUAAAGCCUUAUAUUGGCUCAGAUUUCCCUGCCCACAGUUCAGUGACAGAUGGGCUGAGUUGAUGAGUCAACAGUAGGGAAAAAAAAAGAAAGCCAAGUCAUUUUCCCUAUCAUCUCUCCCACUUAAGCUCAAGAGGUCAUUGGGUCAUCAGUCGCUACCUCCAACCAGCCAGGAUAACUUUCUCUCUCAGCUCAGAGUGCCCAACUCUCAUCUUUUUUCUGAAAUUGUACCAUAAAACACUUGAGUAAAUAUUUUAUAGCUGCCCCAACAAAGAAGGGAGAAUAUUUUGUUGUAUCUCCAACUUUUAUGUCUUAGGUAUUUCUGAGAUUAUGAUUAAUCCCAAAUACAGUUAUCACCCACUGGAACAGCUGUGGCUCUAAAAGACAAAACACUAGCAGCAGGAAUAUGGGCAAAACCUCUAUUACCAUAUGUUGCUUUUUCUGGGCUCAAACUUUCAAGUCCCAUAGAAUGUAUGCCACCCUACAAGCACCAGGAACUAUAGCACUUGUUUAAAAAAUGGUUCAUCCCACUGUUCCCUUCUUCCACCUCCACCCCCCAAGGACUGGAGCAAUGAAAUUAUUCUCAAUUAAAAUUUACCCCACCAAAGUAAAUUGAAUUUGCAAUUGGCCUGGCACUUCUGUACCAAAUCCUAGACAAUUGUUUGCUGACAUGACAAUCUACAGUAAUUACAGAUCUAGAAUAAUUAAUUGUCUCAUUGUCUCUGUGAUUAUUUGUACCAUUGUACCUUUCCACAUAGAAUGAUGCAUCUUUUGAUAGUUCUGUCAGGUUCAUAGUUGUACUUGUAAAGCCAAUCUAGAAAUGACAGUGGCUGAUACAUGUCUUAUUCCAUUUCUAUCACUUUACUGCUAAAGUAAAUGCUGAGGAAACAUUCCCAUCUCCAACACCUUAUUCUUCACCAAUCUAUUGCUCCAGACUGUUUUCUUUCACCUCAUAGUUGGAACUAGAAAGGCUUAAAAGCUGAUGGAAAUAACUUUCAGCAAAGUAAAAUGCAGAUUAGUCUAUUUGUUUAUUUGAUUAUUAAAGGAACAUAUACCACAUUCUGAAAGCAAAUGA